AAAAUACUUAAUACCUAACAUAAUUCACAAACAUAGAGAUGGGUUCGGAGACGCUGAGGAUGAGGAACGAAGAGCUGGAGAAGGAGCUUCGGAGCAGCCGAGAGAGGGAGGAGAGGAUGAAAGAGGAGCUGCGGAUGACGUGUGAGCGGCUGCGGGUGGCCGAGGAGGCCGAGGAGAGGCUGUGCACCCAGCUCUCCGAGCUUGAAGCCGAGGCCGUCGAUCAUGUCAGGGAAUCUACCGCGCAGAUUUCGCUUCUCAUGGACAAACUCUCUCUUGCCCAUAAACUUCUUCAAGAUGCAUCACUCUCUCUCACUCAUUAGUCUCUGUUUUUUCCUUUUUUUUUUUUUAAUUUCGAUAUCGUUUAUGUUUGUAACACUAUAAUUUGGGUUUCAAAUCGAUUUUCGUUUUUGACCCUUUGGGAUGAAAGAUGAAUUAGUGUUGUAAGUUGUAUCAAAGAUGUGGAUACUGGUUUUCUUGAUUUUGUAAUGUGAUGUUAAAAAUUAAAUUGUUGAUACUAGUACUCCAUUAUAUAUUGAUCUUUCUUCAUUUAGCAA
Salvia hispanica is the source of this 554-nucleotide messenger RNA. The record is from RefSeq and is a predicted model, not a curated record. Lineage: Eukaryota; Viridiplantae; Streptophyta; Magnoliopsida; Lamiales; Lamiaceae.